AUGGUUCUUAUACAUUCUGGCAAAGCAGCGCCACUCGCAACCCUAGGAACCUUCACCUCACGAUGUGGAGUCGGCACACCGCUCAAUAAUGUUGGCAAAUGCCGACUAAGAGUGCGCUCCGUGUCGACUUCGGUGUUGGCUGAAACCAAGAGUGCUCCUAAUGUCACCCUUCCUCCUCUGUCCGCUCUGCCGACUAGCAUGUUACUCAGAUCCCUGCUGGUGGCGGCUAUCACCUCGAAACCAUACCUCCUCAAACCGUCUCUUUCGAUCCUCUCCCUCCUGUCGAAGUCCGGAAAUGGCCUUCUUUUGAACGUAGACCGCAAUAUCAUUCUCCACACCAUCCUCAAAUGGACCUUCUACAAGCAAUUCUGCGCCGGUGAAAAUGGCAGAGAGACCCAGGCCACCGUCCAGAUGUUCAAAGACCUGGGAUUCCGGGGUACGCUCCUCACAUACGCAAAGGAAACUGUUUUCGAUCAUUCAACCAAGAGCCAACAAGGUCUUGGUAUCACCACGGGACAAGGAAAUGGGCAAGAUAUUUCUGGGAAGGGAUAUUGUGAGCAUAUCGAGGCAUGGCGCGAGGGCACAGUGAAGACAGUCGACCUGCUCGGCGAAGAUGAUUAUUUGGCCAUGAAGUUGACUGGUGCCGGACCAGUCGUGACGGAAGCUUUCGCUGCAGGCGAACUGCCCCCGGUACAGAUGAUCGAAGCACUGGAGGAAAUCUGCCAAAAGUGUAAAGACAAAGGAGCUCGCAUUCUGAUUGACGCUGAAUCUCAACAUUUCCAACGCGGAAUUGCACGCGUGACCAUCGAGCUGAUGCGCAAAUACAACCGGGAUGGAUACGCACUCGUUUACAAUACCUACCAGGCCUAUCUCAAGAGCACCCCAACUACCCUGGCCACUCAUCUCACCGCUGCUAGUCAGGAGGGAUUCACCCUUGGACUCAAGCUGGUACGAGGCGCGUAUAUGGCUUCCGACGAUCGGUCUUUGAUUCACGACACAAAACAGAACACCGAUGACGCAUAUAACUCUAUUGCCCAGGGGGCACUACGACAGGAACUGGGCGAGUUUGGAGCCAGCAACGGCCGUCCUUUCCCCUCCGUGAACCUCUUCCUCGCGAGCCACAACAAGGAAAGCGUAAUGGCUGCUCAUCAUCUACACCAGCAGCGUCUGGCAGCCAAAUUGCCCACUGUACCUGUUGGCUUCGCACAGCUGCACGGCAUGUCGGACGAUGUCAGCUUUAGUCUACUACAAUUGAAGGGACCCGAUGGGUCUCCCCAAGUCUACAAAUGCUCCACGUGGGGUGGAAUGGGGGAGUGUCUGGCAUAUCUCCUCCGGCGCGCGAUUGAGAACCGUGAUGCGGUGUCCAGGACACAGGAUGAAUAUCAGGCAUUGAAGGUGGAGAUCGGAAGAAGGCUGAAGUCGCUUGUUACAUUCUCGGCAUGGCGAACUCUACGCUUUGUAUUCUUGGCUGCGGUAAGUAACAUGCAUAUUUCCCCUUGCGACCAUGGCAGUGUUAAUAAACAUCUCCCAGGCAACUUAGGAGGUGCCAUCCUGAAGAGCUUAAUCGAUGGCCCCAAAGACAAAGAGAGUAACGCGCCAUUCAACCGGUUUAUCGCAUGUGUUCGGAGUCAAGAAUCCGAGCAGCGUUUGGCCGCGCAGUUCCCCAACCACUCGCAAAGCUUGGGGAUUACGCGGGACAACAUCAAGGCUGUUCAGGAAUCGGACGUGGUAGUUUUGGGCGUAGACCCUGCUGUCGUCGAGAAGGUGCUGUCAACUCCCGGCCUCAGUGAGGCCUUGUCGACCAAGCUCCUCAUCAGCGUCGCUGCGGGCUGGACCCGGCAGAAGCUUGAGACCACCCUGUAUGGCAGUCCGACGACAAACAGCAAUGCCAGCGGUCGGGCAUGGGUUGUACGCACGCUGCCUAAUAUCGCUGCGUCAGUCUCGCAAGGCCUUACGGCCAUCGAGAUAUCAGAGCCAGAUGUCCCCGAGCACUACCAGAAGAUCACAGAUGCGGUCUUUGAAAACCUGGGAAAGACAGUACACAUCCCUCCAUCCCUGAUGGAUGCCACGACGGCGGUGGCCGGAUCGACUCCCGCAUUCUUUGCCGUGAUCGUCGACGCUAUGAUUGAUGCGGCCGUGGCGGUUGGCGUGCCGAGGGACCUGGCACGGACUAUGACUGUUCAGGCUAUGACCGGAACCGCAGCCCUUCUGCAAAGUGGCAUGCAUCCGGCAGUCCUAAGAGAUCAGGGCACGUCGCCGGAAGGAUGUACCAUUGGAGGUUUGAUGGUUAUGGAGGAAGCGGGGUGCGUGGCCAUGUUGGGAGAGCUUUACGAGAAGCCGUAA
This is a messenger RNA of Aspergillus bombycis, 2343 nucleotides long. RefSeq names its product putative proline oxidase Put1. The record is from RefSeq and is a predicted model, not a curated record. Bases 1 to 2343 code for a protein of 780 amino acids. Gene Ontology annotation, molecular function: pyrroline-5-carboxylate reductase activity; FAD binding; proline dehydrogenase activity. NCBI's taxonomy places the organism in Eukaryota, Fungi, Ascomycota, Eurotiomycetes, Eurotiales, Aspergillaceae. The transcript has 3 exons. Gene Ontology annotation, cellular component: mitochondrion.